AUGGCGAUGCAUUUAGGUCUUCCACCUCCAGAAGCUCUCGACUUGAGUGGAGGUAACAUAUCAGCCAAUUGGAAGAAGUUCAAACAGAAAUAUACAAAUUACGAAAUUGCGACCGGAAUAAGUUCGAAGGAUAGUGCAACCAGAGUAGCAACACUUCUAACAGUUAUUGGCAACGAUGCUAUUGAUGUGUUUAACACUCUAACUUGGGACGAAGAAGGCGAUGACAAAAAAAUCGAAAAGGUGCUGUUGAAAUUUGAGGAACACUCUGAACCCAAGAAAAAUGUCAGCUACGAGAGAUACAAAUUCUUCUCAAGAGCCCAAGAAAGCGGCGAAAGCAUCGACCAGUACGUAACAAUAUUAAGAAAGCUUUGUGAAACAUGUGAAUUUGGAGCAUUGAAGAACUCUCUCAUCAAGGACCGAAUUACUCAGGGUGCCAGACCUUACACUUCAGAAAGCAUUAGAUGUGGUACGAUCUGCAGAAGCUACGGAUAUGCAAAUGAAAGAACUGGACGACUCAUCAGUGCAUGGAAUUGGAAGGGAGAAGAACAAGUCAACUGACAAGAAAACACCUUCAGAUAAUGAGGAAAAAAGACCCCCAAGUAAGAAGUUCAAUUGCGGGAACUGUGGAACAAGACAUGGCGCAAGGGAGUGUCCUGCAUAUGGCAAAACAUGUAACUAUUGUCAGAGACGAAAUCACUUCCAGAGUGUAUGCAGAUCACGGAAAAAAGUCCAUGAACUGGGUGUAGAGCAACAAGAAGGAAAUAUUCCUGACUCAACCCUAUUUGUAGGAGCUGUCACUACUGAAGUUCGGAUCCAGAAUGAGGAGUGCUGUGAUGUUGCCAGUGAAAGGACAUAUCACAAAACUCAAAAUUGACACGGGUUCUCAAGUUAACAUCAUGCCGUUCAAAGACCUAAAGAAGAUAGUUGGAAGCAAUCCACAGAUAAAUGCCUGCACACAAUCUAGUCAGUUACUCUGA
Messenger RNA from Porites lobata, 977 nucleotides. NCBI's taxonomy places the organism in Eukaryota, Metazoa, Cnidaria, Anthozoa, Scleractinia, Poritidae. The record is from the annotation of a GenBank genome assembly.